AUGUGGAUCGAGAAUGUUCCUUGCGAUCUUAUCGCCAGAAUUGCAGGAAUUCAUAGAUCUUCGGUCUUUGAAAUCUGCGAUAAGCUACGAUCACUAGGUGGAUUAGACUUAUAUUUAAAUAAGUUUGAUAGAAUUGGUGGAAAUAAUGCGAUAGUUGAAAUUGACGAAAGUAAAUUCGGCAGGAGAAAAUACAACAGAGGCCACAGAGUAGAAGGCGUUUGGGUUGUGGGCGCCGUCGAAAGAAUUAACAAAAGAAUCGUGCUAAGACACGUAGAAAAAAGAGACAGCCUUACUUUAACGACGUUUUGUAAAAAAUACAUUAAAAAAGAAACGACUAUUUAUAGUGAUUGCUGGAAAGGCUAUUCAAAUCUUUCCAAGGAAUUUUUUAAACAUCAAACUGUAAACCACUCAAAACAUUUUGUUAACAGGCAAACUAACACGCAUACCAAUACUAUAGAAGGUAACUGGAGUGGAAUAAAAAGAACAAUUCCAAUAAGAAGCAGAACAUGGAAAUUAAUUGACAUAUACUUAUUAAGAUUUAUGUUAAAAAGAAACGAAGGAAGCAACAGUCUAGAGGUCUUAUUAAAAUUAUUUUAUUAA
This is a messenger RNA of Vairimorpha ceranae, 600 nucleotides long. RefSeq names its product putative transposase-like protein. NCBI's taxonomy places the organism in Eukaryota, Fungi, Microsporidia, Nosematidae. The record is from RefSeq and is a predicted model, not a curated record. The transcript has a single exon. The coding region runs from base 1 to 600 and encodes 199 amino acids.